Messenger RNA from Phasianus colchicus (ring-necked pheasant), 6779 nucleotides. It is a transcript of the gene GPR107, whose product is annotated as G protein-coupled receptor 107. Lineage: Eukaryota; Metazoa; Chordata; Aves; Galliformes; Phasianidae. Gene Ontology annotation, biological process: clathrin-dependent endocytosis. The record is from RefSeq and is a predicted model, not a curated record. Gene Ontology annotation, molecular function: clathrin heavy chain binding. Gene Ontology annotation, cellular component: clathrin-coated vesicle; Golgi apparatus; membrane.
CACCUCGAGUCACGUGACCUUCCCAGCGCAACCCGCUCCCGGAAGUGCCGCGGGAACAGGAUGCUGAUGUUGGAGUAAACAUGGCGGCCCGCGGCCUUCCCGCCGCUCUUCCUGUGGCGGUGCUGGCGUUGCUGUGCGCGGGUCCGGCCGGAGCCCGCGUCCAUCACCUCACCCUCAAAGAUGAUGUGAGGCAGAAAGUGCACCUGAAUACAUUUGGCUUCUUCAAGAAUGGUUUCAUGAAAGUCAAUGUGAGCAGCCUUUCACUGAAGCCACCUGUGGAUGCUGAUGACAAGAGCAGCUCAUCAGUGGGGUUCAGUCUGGAUCGAACAAGGAAUGAUGGGUUCUCCACUUAUCUGGAUGAAGAAGUGGAUUACUGUAUUUUGAAUAAGAAACCUGAGCAAGGUGUUUCUGUUGUAAUCUUACUUCUGGACUUCAAAAACGAUGUUGUGAAGGUACGGUUCUCUGCAGAAGCUUCUCACCUGCUGCCUAGAAUUUCAUUUGUGUCUGAAGAAAAUGCCACUGCCUUGAUUACCAAGCCACCAAAUUCUUCUGAAGAUAAAAGUGAUUCCAAUAAAAGUCCGACAGAAACUAACAAAAAUACAGAUGGCAAAGAUACGAAGUCCAAACGAAGUACAACAUCCUCUCAGAACAUAGUAGAACAAGAGCAUCCUGUUCACAACGACAAAGGAACUAUCUCAUUCCAGUUUUUCUUUAACAUCAGUUCUGAUAACCAAGAAGGUCUCUACAGCCUGUAUUUCCAUAAAUGUAUUGGCAGUGAUGGGAAACCUCGUGAUCAGCAGCUAUUUAGUCUUGAUAUAGAAAUUACGGAGAAGAACCCUGAAAGUUACCUCUCAGCAGGUGAGAUCCCGCUGCCAAAACUUUACAUCUCCAUGGCACUCUUCUUUUUCCUGUCUGGCACUGUGUGGAUCCACAUACUUCGUAAACGCCGAAAUGACGUCUUUAAGAUUCACUGGCUAAUGGCAGCCCUCCCUUUCACAAAAUCGCUGUCCUUAGUCUUCCAUGCAAUCGACUACCACUACAUCUCUUCUCAGGGAUUUCCUAUUGAAGGCUGGGCUGUUGUCUAUUACAUCACUCACCUAUUUAAGGGUGCUCUUCUAUUCAUCACUAUUGCCCUCAUUGGAACAGGCUGGGCUUUCAUUAAACACAUCCUUUCAGAUAAAGACAAAAAAAUUUUCAUGAUUGUCAUCCCGCUUCAGGUGCUAGCAAAUGUGGCAUACAUUAUUAUAGAGUCAACAGAAGAGGGAACAACCGAAUAUGGACUAUGGAAAGAAAUCCUUUUCCUGGUAGACUUGCUGUGUUGUGGUGCCAUCUUAUUUCCAGUGGUAUGGUCAAUAAGACAUUUACAGGAGGCUUCAGCAACAGAUGGAAAAGCUGCCAUUAACCUAGCAAAGCUGAAGCUUUUCAGGCAUUACUAUGUAAUGAUUGUGUGUUACAUUUACUUCACACAAAUCAUUGCAAUUCUCAUAAAGAUUGCUGUUCCAUUCCAGUGGAAAUGGCUGUACCAGCUGCUGAAUGAAAUGGCCACGCUGGUGUUCUUUGUCCUCACUGGGUACAAGUUCCGUCCAGCAUCAGAUAACCCUUACCUGCAGCUUUCUCAAGAUGAUGAGGAUGAUUUGGAGAUGGAAGCUGUGGUGACAACUUCUGGAGUAAUGGAGGGCAUGAAGAAGGUCAAGAAAGUGGUGAAUGGUUCAGCAGAGCCACGGGGAGAGUGGGAAAGCACAGCAUGAUGAACUGGACUAAGGCAGCACUUUCACAGAAACUUUUUUAAUUUAUUAAUAUUACUUUCAGUGGAAAGGGAGCAUUUAGCACUUCCCAACACUGAAACUGCAGAGUGGGGUGUGUCAAGGGGGAGCAAAGCAGUGCAGAAAUCUAACUAUUCCUCUGAUCAUAAAAGAAAAAAAAAGACAUCUCUUGGUACCUGCAAGGAGUGUGAAGCUUUCUUAGGGGUUUUGGGCAGCUUAUUCUUUUUUCCCCUUUCUGGAUCAGUUUGGUAUUCUGAAUUAUUCGCAGUUGCAUUCUUCAGAAUGUGCAAGUCUAAUGUGAAGAGAGACCUUCAGUGUGUAUGUAAAAAGUAUAUAUUUUAUAUAAUGCGCAUAUAUAUACACACAUGCUAAGUAACACGUAUGCUGGGAAAUGCAAUGUGUCACAGGAGGUGGGGAAAAGAAGAUGAGAUGUAAGUAUUCUUUUUAUAUAAACUCUCCUUUUGGCUUGGACAAAAUAUUGCGAAGCAAAUGAGUUGAAACAACUGCAGUUAUUUAAGUGGGCUAUUGGAUCAGGUGACUUCCUCCAGCCUUCACAUCAGUUGGAACGUUGAUAAGUGUCUUGUCUAAUUUGUGCAGGCUUUUACUUGAAUAUGUCAGGUUUUCAAAUGUAUUGCUACGUAGGAAGCAAGCGACUGUUUUCCAUUAAAAGCACUAACUUGUAGCACAAUAAGUGUUAAUGUAGAUUCUCCACUGCUAAUAGGAUUCCCUUGAUUCGCACCCACCUGACAAGAAAUACACAAGGUGUAGGACUGUUGCCUACUUUUUAGGGAUCUGCCGUGCUAUCUUAAACAUGGAAUUUCAAGCCAUGACCCAGAGUACUUUGUUCUACAUUCUAAAAUACUUCCAAGGUUUUUCAGAAGAUACUCCCUGGUACAGUGUAAGAGUACCAGAAUCUCCAAUGGAAAUCAAACCAGCAAAUGUACUGUGGCGUAAAUCUCUGAUUCUCCAUUGUCCUGAGUUGUUCUGCCUCUCUGGAUGGCUACAUAUACCUCCCAGUCUGUGUAGAACAGUGGCACUGCUCUUUGAGAUGAGCUGCACUGGUCGGAAUGGUAUUGCUGUCAAAACCAGGCAACUGUAACUGCCAGUCAUAAGUGGUUUUUAUUUUUGUUUUCAGAAAAGGAGUAAAUUAUGGCUGGAAUACACAAGUCUUAACUAUCAACUGCAAGUCUGCAGUGUGAUCUUUAGAGUCAUAUUACAAAUGCUAUGUGUGUUUCAUCUCUAGAGUUCUGGUAUUGCUAGAAAGGCACAUUGGUGCUUGUAGCUGUAGUAGUGAGGCAUUGUUAGUUUGUAGGAGGAUAGAAGUGGUUCACUGGUGUAACAAGGAUGAGUUCUAAGAAAAAUAAAUCGAGUAUAACUCAUUGACCCAAUGAAGCCUUAAUCUUCAUGUAGAGCUGCUAAGAUGUACCUGUUGAGCAAAGUGCUCCUGUCAGUAACAGGGAUAGGCAUCUUCACAGAGCUUCAGGUGUGCCAAUAUCUCUUAAACUCAUUUGGGAAUUUGCUUUUUUCUUUUUCUCUUUUGACUUGAAGGGACUGCAUUUCUGGGGGCAUAACUGAUGGAAGGACUUCCAUGACUGCUUUUUCUCAUUCUUUAACUUAAGAAGAGAGCGGGAUUUUUAUUUUGUGGAGUUGCUGUUUUGUUUGUUGAAAUGGUGAACCACUUCUUCCUUAGUCUUCAUUGUGGGUUGUAGAGCUUUUAGCCAGAAGUCUGUACCAAGACUGUUUUUCCUGACUGCAACUUCUUUUUCCUGGUCUUCAUUUUAUUCAUUGUGGAAGUAGUAGAAAUUAAUCUACCUGCUUUGAUACCUGGAACUGUUUUCUCUUCAGAUAAAGCAUAAGAAUAACCCUCUUAUCUUGUGCAGAGUCCUCUAUUUUCCUCCUUGGCUUGUAACUACACAAUAAUUACAGCAGUGAUGGUUUGGCUUUUGCUGUCACUGUUUUGCAAAGAUACAGUUCAAGUGAAAACAGAGCCUGUGCCACAAGAAAGGCUGUUACAUGAUCAGUGAGCCUUCUAGACCUUCUGUAUGAAAAGUUCUUUUGCAUAUUUCGUAGCUGAGACUUGAGAAACUGAACUAGAAACAAACAGAGGCAGCCCUAGCACAUCAUAUGGUUAAAUACCUGAAAAUUGGAUCCUCUCAUUCUUUGCACAGUUGCUCUGUCCCUGGGGAAGGAUCACUGUCUAUAUCCAGAGGGCUGCUGAGACAGACUGUGAGCCUUGUUCAGAGUUGUCUGCUGGAGUGAUAGGGUCAGUUGGCACAGAGGGAUGUAAGAGAUGAGCAUUUACUAUCAGGAGCAGGAGUGCAAUAAUGCAUUGUUGAUGUGGACAUGAUGAUGUCUUGGAACCUGGGUUAAUGUAAUUUCUGAAUUAAACUGGAAAUUUCUGAAUGAAAUUGGAAAUUCUAAUGGGUGUGGCAUUUCACUUCCAAAAUGUUUGUGGCUGUGCUGGGGUCCUGGUGUGUGCUGAGCUGGUUCAGACAGCUGGCUCUUUGUACUUCAUCAUCAGUGAAUCACUGAUAGAACAAAUGCUUUUACCUUCAGCUCUGGUUUCUUUUUUUUUUGUUUGCUUUUUUGCUCGAGUUGCAUCAAGUGUAGUUAUAUCCAUCAACACCCUGCUUUCCUAGUCAGAGGCCAAAAAAUCAGUGACUUCUUUUUGUCUUGGCACAAAAGCUGAUGAUAGCCCUCUGAAAGUGUUCUUAGAAGAGCUGGUUCCAAGUUCAGACCCAAGCCUUAGCAGUUAGCUGUACAAUCAGCUUCAGCUGGGAUUCUGGCCAGCACUACAGCAGUGACUAGUCAGUCCUGUUCGUUAACAAGGAAACAAAACAUGGGUGAGCAAGUCAAAAAACAGUGAUACAUCUUCUUAGUGCAGCCAUUUCCAAAGUGAAUUUCCACUUUUCAGUGUGGAAUUCCUCAAAGCAGGUUGAAAAAAUCUGUCCCUGUAGUGUUGCAUGAUUAGACAGUGGCUGGGAUGUUGGAGGAUAGAGAGAGCAUCUGCAGCUGUGCUUUGUGCACAGCAUGGAGUGUGCUGUGCCACAAAGCAUCACAAGGAGGGCUGCUCCCUCCCCUUUCCUCCCAGAGCAAGCCCACAUCUGCAUGACUUCCCAUUGCUGGUGAAAAGCAGCAGCUUAGGAGCUCACUAGGCAGGAUAAUCACAGUGCUCACCUCUCAGAUGCCAAGUGAGCCUGUCUGCUGGGAAGCGCUGCCCUUUACAGGCUGGGGAAAUAGAAGAGCUGCUCAUGGCUGUAUAGAUCAUCCUGGGAUAGAGCCUUACUUUCCUAUCUGCCUCUUACUGAAGUGAACAGCCAAAGCAGUUGCUGAGUAUACAGCAGUGUAGCUGACAGGGGCCCUGGGCAGGGACCCCUGCUGCAAUUCUGAAUAAAUGGUUGUGAAUGCAUUCACACGCAUUGCUGCUAUGGAAUACUCAGCAUCCUCCACAGAGAGGAACAAGACUGGUUCACUCUUGAGUUGUAAUGCAGCUUAUGCCCCAGUAAAUCCCUAUUGAUGGUGACAUGCAGAUGCCUCUAUGCAUUCCUCCUUCCUGCUCUGACUUUUAAGCAAGCUGUCUUCCAUAGGAAACCUCCUUGCAGCACAGCUGCCAGGCUCUUGCAUUCUUCAGGCUUGAAAAUAUUUUCCUUGAUGUUCAUCAAGAGAAGUAUUAAAAGAAAGGAAGACAUAAUGGGGUCAUCUGGAACGUUGCUACUGUUUCCUCAAAACAUAGCAGUUCUGGUUGAAGAAGCCACAUGCUGUCCUAUUAAGCUGCUCUUUAAUGUUGUCAUCUAACUCAGCGUGUCAUGGUCUGUACAGCACAUUGUUCAGCGUUUCUCUCCAGCUGAGUGCCCUGUUCCUGGAUUUCCACGCUGCCAUACCCUGGGAGCACGUUGUAAAAAUUUGCUGCAUUGCAGUAUUUUGUCUUGGAGCUUGUAGUGUGGAAGAUGUAUUUUUCUAAGCUAGGUGGUGGACUCUCUGUAGCAUGAGUGUGCAUCCACCUUGUGUUGCUAAGUACUGUAACAGUCCUUCUGGACAUAAAGGGGACGUGUCCUAAUCACUCCAGCAUGCACUGGAGUCCAAUGGAAGACUCAAAAUGUGUUAACACUUCUUAUUCCUUAUGGUACACUUCUCUUAAAGAGGAGAAAUGCAGGCUGAACAGCGGCAAACAAAUGGACAAGGUGUGUGUCUGUUUGAAAAUUGCCCAGCUGCAUUAGAAGCAAAUACUGGGUAUUUGUAGGUUCUGUUGAGCUCUAUGAGAACUGAAGUUGCAUAGCUGUUACAAAAUCAGGUAAAUGUGCAGGUAUUGAAGGAAGCACUUGCUCCUUCAGUCUGCCUGCUUUGUCUCCUUCAGUUUGACCUGUAACAAUAGCUAACAGACUACUGUUACUUUAAAGCAAAUGUGUUUUAUUGAUUCUACCUUCUGAUCUCCAUUUCAAUCAUAAAACACUUCCCCAUUUUUCACUUCUGUAAAAAGCAUGGAGAUGUGGUCUGCAGAGGGUGGGAGGUACAGUGAUGUGUGAAACGUAACUGGGCUUAAACUGUCCCAAACCUGUGCCCUUGUAACUUCAGUACCUGGAUGUUUCAUGAGAGCUGGGGUGGUGCCCCCAGGGGCACUUGACCAGUGUUUGUGUGUUCCCUGGGGCUGACUGCUUCAUCAGUUUAAUUUGGUUUUUCUUGUAGCCACUGGGUAUGAUGCUGUUUUGGCUUAUUAAUCACUUUUACUUAGAGAGAUGUAGAAAGCUGUGUAUUUUUUUCACCCCUGUGUAGUUUUAUGCUUGGAAAUUGCAGUGAUCCUGUAAGAACUCCAUGUGAUGUGUACUUGCAAGUGGGUGGAAACAGGGUAAGAAAAAAUACUGAGAUGUUACACUUGUGUAAAUUGAUGGAACCAGAAGAAAGUGGCUGAGGAAGAAAGGCACUCCUUGUAGGUUGACUGGCUUAAGAACCCACUUAUGUUCUGACUGCUGCAAUCCUGUAGAAAGGACAAUUCUAAAUAAAUAUCUCCCUGUGGGAUUU